This is a messenger RNA of Fusarium pseudograminearum CS3096, 672 nucleotides long. RefSeq lists its product as uncharacterized. The record is from RefSeq and is a predicted model, not a curated record. Lineage: Eukaryota; Fungi; Ascomycota; Sordariomycetes; Hypocreales; Nectriaceae. Gene Ontology annotation, cellular component: membrane; signal peptidase complex. The coding region runs from base 1 to 672 and encodes 223 amino acids. Gene Ontology annotation, biological process: protein targeting to ER. The transcript is spliced from 3 exons.
AUGUACAACUCUCUUACCCGUAUCCAGAACACUUUCGGCUUCUUCACCACUGUCGCAUUCGUUGUCGCAGCUUUCAUCGCCGCUUCCGAUUUUAUAGCUCCUCGUGCACCCGACGCCGGUAUUUUUGGGGUCACAAACUCCCAAGUUGUCAAGGGACGACCGCACUACUACAGCACCAAGAAGGAGGAAUAUGCAAUUAUUAGAUUCAACCUGGACGCCGAUCUGAGAAGCCUAUUCACAUGGAACACUAAGCAGGUAUUCGUCUAUGUUACUGCCGAGUGGCCUGGACCCAACAAUUCUACCAACGAGGCUGUUAUCUGGGACAAGAUCAUCACGAACCCCAGCGCCGACCAUCUCCAAAACAUUGGACCCGUGGCUAUGAAGAAACUCAAGCGCAGCGCUGAAGGAAAGACUAUCGACCCCGACCGUGGCUUCCUUGGUCUUAAGAACCAGAAACCGAAGUAUCAAAUUACCCACCCUACUGGUAAGGUUGCAGCAACGGAGGAUGUUAAGCUCAAGCUGCACUAUAAUGUUCAGCCCUGGGUUGGAUUUCUUACUUGGGAUCAAACUCGCGAUCUUGGUCACUGGAAGGCUCUGGGCAAUGGCGAGUCACCCAAGUUCAACCUUCCUGCUAUCAAGACUAAGAAGAAGGACACAAAGAAGAGCUACUAG